AAUACAACAUCCGGUUCUCAAGGCGCAUGCGUAUUGUUAAAUCGUUCAAGUCAUAAACCAAGAGAAAGAUGCGUAAGCAUUACGCGUUUUAUAAUUAGACAAAAAGGCAAAACGGCCUUUUAAACCUUACAACAUAACGGGAAGAAAAUUAUGAACAUAGACUUAUACUGAUUAGUGCUUAUUUGAUUGGGAAUGUCUCGCUUCUUUCGCUUCUUCAGUCGCCGAGGAGGUGCACAAAAAGGUGUUAAAGAGAAAGAAGAUAAAGCCCUGAAAAAUGUUUUACCAUGUCGAGUUAUGUUAUUAGACGGUUCUGAUUUAUCGGUUAAUGUGCCAAAAAAAUUGGAGGGAAAGUACUUAUACGAACAAGUAUAUUACAACUUGGACAUUAUCGAAAAGGAUUAUUUUGGCCUGCAAUAUACGGACAGUCAAGGUGUUACGCACUGGUUGGAUCCAACGAAAUCGAUACGGAAACAAGUCGCAAGGCCUGAAUGUCCAGUUGUUGGGCCCCCUUAUACAUUCCGUUUUCGAGUGAAAUUUUAUACAUCUGAACCAAAUAGUUUGAGAGAAGAAUUAACAAGAUAUCAAUUCUUUUUACAACUUAAACAAGAUAUUCUUAAUGGAAGGUUAGAAUGUCCCUUUGACUACGCAAAUGCGAUAGAGUUACAGGGAAAAAAUUUGUUUUUUGUUGCUCCAAUAGCUGAACUUGGCGAUUAUGAGGAAGGCUUGCAUACCCCUGGUUUCGUUAGCGAAUUUAGGUUUGUUCCCGAAGCACAGCAAACUGAAGAGAUGGAGUUAGAAAUAUUAGAAGGAUUUAAAAAACUACGAGGACAGAGACCAGCCACAGCUGAAUUACAUUAUUUAAAUAAAGCAAAAUGGCUCGAAGGAUAUGGAGUUGACAUGCAUAAUGUUAUGGGAAAAGAUGGUAACUCCUACUCUUUAGGAUUAACUCCAACUGGUGUUUUAGUAUUUGAUGGUAGUCAAAAAAUUGGAUUGUUCUUUUGGCCUAAGAUAACCAAAUUAGAAUUUUCUGGGAAAAAGCUAGUACUAGUUGUUGUUGAGGAUGACGAAAAGGGCAGGGAACAAGAUCAUUUAUUCGUUUUUAGAUUAUUGCAAAAAAAGGCUUGCAAACACUUGUGGAAAUGUGCUGUUGAACAUCAUUCUUUCUUCCGACUUAAGGGGUCUCGGCCUCCUGCUACCAUGAGGCAGAGUUUCUUCCGAAUGGGCUCCAGAUUUCGAUAUAGCGGCAGGACAGAAGUAGAAACAGUUACAAGUAGUAGAGCCAGACGUAGUGUGAAAUUUGAGAGAAAGCCUAGUCAAAGAUUUUCUAGAAGGCCUGUGUUUGAAAGAAGAGAAGCGCAAGCAGCUAUGAGGAGACUCGAACAACCAAUUUCCAUUGCAAAAGGCGCCAAACAUAGUGUUCAAACAUCGGCUGUUAUUGAAAAAAAAUCUAAGAAAGAACCUGUUUCCCCAUCCGUGGCUGCUGGCAGUCAAAAUGCUUCAAACACUUCUGCCUCGGCUGCCCUCGAAAGACUAGAUAAUCUUAUGAAAGGUGGUAGUACAUCGAAAAAAGAUGAGGACUUGUCACUAAAAGAAGCUUCCGAACAAGCUCAAGCAAGAAUAAAAGGCUUAGACAAUAAUACAACGCCCCAAACAAAUACUCAAAUCGCCUCAAGGGACAUCAAUUCAUUAAAUACAUAUAAAAAUGUGUCAAAGUUGGAUAAGUCAGCGCUAUCGAAAGACGUAAAGCAAUGCAACAUCUUAAAAGCCCAGCAAAUGGAGACUAAUGCUGUUGAUCAAAAGCCAAAACCUUUAAAAGUUGACCUUUCCUCUUCAGAAGAAAAGUCCGAAAGUUGUGACUCUGAUGAAAGUAGCAUUGAUAUUGAUGAGGACGACUUAUUCCAUCCCUCAAAAUUACCUGUAGUAAGUAAAACGAAUUUGAGGUUAAGCACAGAAAGUAGUCCAGCAUCACCUCCUUUAUCGGCCCAAUAUCAGAAUGGCGUUGACGACUUUACUCCAAAGCUUACUGAAAAGUCGAUGUUUUCAAAAUCUCAAAAUACAUCGCGUUCAUCAAACGUUUGCAGUAUUGCAUCACAGAACGAUUUGAACAAGACUGACGGAUCUGUAUCGGAUACAAAAGUAUCAGUUGAUGAGCAACAAGACAGUUUACCGAAAUUUGAACUUGAUGAAAGUUUGGGUGAUGUAUUUUUAGACGAAAACGAACAAGCAGAGAUUAUGAUUGACUUUCCUGUCGAAAAUGUAUCUUUAAAUAAUAGUAAAGAUUCUGCCGAUAAAAUUCCAAAGUCACCAACCGUAUCUACUUCAUCUAAUGCCGGCAAUUCGAGCAAGGAAACGUCUCCGAUGGCGGCAAUUCCUGAAUCACCGUCUGAUAAAUCAACUCCCAAUCAACCGAAGAUAUCAAAAAUUCCAAAAAAGUCCAUAUCUACAGUGCAGAUUAAUCCGGUGAUAGAUAGAAAGCUUAAAAAGAGAAAUACAAGUUUACCAAUUAUCAAUAAGCCGGAGCCCAAAUCCGUUUCGACAAAAAUACCUAAAGCAGCACCGAGGAAGUCUUUAACUUCUAAAACCGACGAUAUAGUGAUAGAAACAAGCUUCACCGGAAGCCACGCGGUCACCAGGAAAGUAUCUACAACCAGCAUGAGAUCAAGUAAUAUUCCUACAAGGAGGGUUCAUAGUGAGGAAACACCUCCUGUUGCCCAACUUGUGACCGUUACUCGCUCCUCUUCCAAAUCUGGCCAGCCUCUCUCACCUUGGCACGUUAGUUCGGCUCCACCGAAAAGAAUGCCUUUAACGACCGAGUUGUAA
This is a messenger RNA of Dimorphilus gyrociliatus, 2820 nucleotides long. NCBI's taxonomy places the organism in Eukaryota, Metazoa, Annelida, Polychaeta, Dinophilidae. The record is from the annotation of a GenBank genome assembly.